This is a messenger RNA of Melozone crissalis (California towhee), 7314 nucleotides long. It is a transcript of the gene NFAT5, whose product is annotated as nuclear factor of activated T cells 5. Lineage: Eukaryota; Metazoa; Chordata; Aves; Passeriformes; Passerellidae. The record is from RefSeq and is a predicted model, not a curated record. Bases 24 to 4370 code for a protein of 1448 amino acids. Gene Ontology annotation, cellular component: transcription regulator complex. Gene Ontology annotation, biological process: calcineurin-NFAT signaling cascade; regulation of transcription by RNA polymerase II; cytokine production. Gene Ontology annotation, molecular function: transcription factor binding; RNA polymerase II cis-regulatory region sequence-specific DNA binding; DNA-binding transcription factor activity, RNA polymerase II-specific. The transcript is spliced from 13 exons.
CCCCGCCGGGCCGCGGAGCUGCGAUGCCCUCGGACUUCAUCUCUCUGCUCAGCGCCGACCUCGACCUCGAGUCCCCCAAGUCGCUCUACUCCAAGGAAUCUGUCUAUGACCUUCUCCCAAAGGAGCUGCAGUUACCACCUUCCAGAGAAACAUCCAUAGCAUCCAUGAGCCAAACGAGCGGUGGUGAGGCCGGUUCGCCGCCUCCAGCUGUAGUUGCUGCUGAUGCUUCUUCAGCUCCCUCCUCUUCCUCCAUGGGCGGUGCUUGCAGCUCCUUUACCACCUCUUCCAGCCCUACCAUUUACUCUACCUCAGUCACCGACAGCAAGGCUAUGCAAGUGGAGAGCUGCUCCGCGGCCGUGGGGGUAAGUAGCCGAGGGGUAAGUGAGCAGCAGCUUCCCGGUACCGCAGCCCCGCCGCCGGCGGCCACGCCGAAGCGCCACACUGUCCUCUACAUCUCGCCACCUCCCGAGGACUUGCUGGACAACAGCCGGAUGUCCUGCCAGGAUGAGGGCUGUGGAUUGGAGUCAGAGCAGAGCUGCAGUAUGUGGAUGGAGGAUUCACCCUCCAACUUCAGUAACAUGAGUACCAGUUCCUACAAUGAUAACACUGAGGUGCCACGUAAAUCGCGCAAGCGCAACCCAAAGCAGAGGCCAGGGAUCAAACGCCGAGAUUGCGAAGAGUCCAACAUGGAUAUCUUUGAUGCCGACAGUGCCAAAGCGCCUCACUAUGUCCUUUCUCAGCUCAGCACGGACAGCAAAAGCAACUCAAAAGCAGGAAAUGGAGCAUCAGAGAACCAGAAGGGAGCUGGAGGGAAGAAGACCCCCAUGUUGUGUGGUCAGUACCCGACCAAGAGUGAGGGGAAGGAGCUGAAGAUCAUGGUGCAGCCGGAGACCCAGCACAGGGCUCGGUACCUGACCGAGGGCAGCCGGGGCUCCGUCAAGGACCGCACGCAGCAGGGCUUUCCCACCGUCAAGCUGGAAGGCCACAACGAGCCCGUGGUGCUGCAGGUGUUCGUGGGCAAUGACUCGGGGCGCGUGAAGCCGCACGGGUUCUACCAGGCGUGCCGGGUGACGGGCAGGAACACCACGCCCUGCAAGGAGGUGGACAUCGAGGGCACCACCGUCAUCGAGGUGGGGCUGGACCCGAGCAACAACAUGACACUGGCGGUGGAUUGUGUGGGAAUCCUGAAGCUGAGGAAUGCUGAUGUGGAAGCCAGGAUAGGGAUUGCGGGCUCCAAGAAGAAGAGCACCCGCGCUCGGCUCGUCUUUCGCGUCAACAUCACGCGCAAGGACGGCUCCACGCUGACCCUGCAGACGCCUUCCUCCCCAAUCCUGUGCACUCAGCCAGCAGGAGUCCCAGAGAUCCUAAAGAAAAGUCUCCACAGCUGUUCAGUGAAGGGUGAAGAGGAAGUUUUUCUGAUUGGCAAGAACUUCCUAAAGGGAACAAAAGUGAUUUUCCAAGAGAAUGUUUCCGAUGAGAAUUCUUGGAAGGCAGAAGCUGAAAUUGACAUGGAAUUAUUUCAUCAGAAUCACCUUAUUGUGAAGGUGCCACCAUAUCACGACCAGCAAAUCACCUCAGCUGUCUCGGUGGGAAUUUACGUGGUGACCAACGCUGGCAGAUCUCACGACGUGCAGCCCUUCACCUACACUCCAGAGCCAGCUGGGACUCUGAAUGUUAAUGUGAAGAAGGAAAUCUCCAGCCCAGCCCAACAUUGUUCUUUUGAAGAGGCUAUAAAAGCAGUGAAGGCCACGGGCUGUAACCUGGAGAAGGUGAACAUUCUUCCUAGUGCCUUGAUAACUCCACUCAUGCCAAGCAGUAUGAUCAAGAAUGAAGAUGUGGCUCCAAUGGAAGCUUCGAAUGUGGUCGGACCAACUCAGCAAACAUUGGAAAACAGCAUGUCCGGCAUAUCAACUUCUGCUUCCCAUUUACCUUCUGAAGGCGAAAGCCAGCAGCAGCUGCAGCCCAAGGUGUUCAACGCGGAGCCCCUGAGCACCAUCCAGCCGCAGGACAUCUCCCAGCCCGGCAGCAUUCUGCAGAGCAGCGAUGCCCUGCUGCAGCAGGCGGCCCCGUUCCCGGGCAGGGAGUCGCAGCCCCGCGAGGUGCUGCAGUCGGACGGCGCCGUGGUGGCUCUGUCCCAGCUGGCCGAGGCCUCGCAGCAGCAGCCGCAGCCCCCGCUCCCGGAGCCGGCCCAGGCCCUGCAGCAGCAGAUCUCCUCGAGCAUCUUCUCGUCGGCCAGCGGCGUCAGUCAGCUCCAGAACACCAUCCAGCAGCUCCAGGCUGGGAACUUCCCCACCAACACCGCCACGGGCAGCAGCAGGAACGUCGACUUGGUGCAGCAGGUUCUGGAAGCUCAGCAGCAGCUAUCUUCCGUUCUGUUCUCGGGCUCAGACAGCGGCGAGGAUGUCCAGGAUCAGCUGAACGCAGACAUCUUUCAGCAGGUCAGCCAGAUACAGAGCAGCGUGAACCCCGGGAUGUUUUCCUCCUCAGACGCAGCUGUCCGUUCCAGAGCAGAGAACCUUUUGCCCGGCCGAGCUGAGAGCGUCCACCCGCAGCCCGAGGGUGCCCUGUCUGGCCAGCAGCAGCAGCAGCAGCAGCAGCAGGCCAUGGAGACCUCGGCGGCCAUGGUGAUGGACAUGCAGCAGAACAUGUGCCAGGCGGCCUCGCAGAUGCAGUCGGAGCUGUUCUCGUCCAGCACGGCGGGGAACGGGGCCCUGCAGCAGUCCCCGGUGUACCAGCAGGCGUCGCACAUGAUGGGCGGCCUGUCCGGCAGCGAGGACAUGCAGAUGCAGUGCGAGCUGUUCUCCUCGUCCCCGGGCGUGGCCGGCGGCGAGGCGGCCGCCCCCGCGCAGCAGCCCGUGUCCAGCAGCGGCGCUGCCAUGUUCCAGCCCGGCAGCUCUGCAGAGGGAGAGGAGGCCUCGGGCCAGGGCAAACAGAUGCAGAGCUCUGUGUUUCAGACCAUGGUCCAGAUGCAGCACAGCGGGGAAAGUCAGUCCCAGGUCAAUCUCUUCUCAUCCACCAAGACCAUGAUGAGUGUCCAGGCCAGUGGGACUCAGCAGCAGGGCGGGGCUCUGUUCCAGCAAGGUGGAGAAAUGAUGUCCAUUCAGUCGGGAAGCUUCAUCCAACAGUCCCCACACUCACAAGCUCAGCUUUUCCACUCUCAGAACCCUAUUGGUGAUGCUCAGAAUAUAUCCCAGGAAACGCAAGGAUCCCUUUUUCAUAGCUCAAAUUCCAUUGUCCACAACCAGACCAACACUAAUUCCUCUGACCAACUGCAGCCCCCCAUGUUCCACUCACAGAAUGCCAUGGGUGUCUUGCAGAGCUCCUCGGUGCCUCAAGACCAGCAGUCUGCCAACAUGUUCCUUUCCCAGAGUUCCAUGAGCAACCCUGCCACUCAGGAAGAGCAGAUGUCAUUCUUCACAAGCCCAAACCCCAUUUCUCCUCUUCAGACAGCAACAAACACUGAACAGCAGACUUCUUUCCAGCAGCAGACGCAGAUCUCUCAUAUCCAGAGCUCCAUGCUUCCCCAGGAGCAGCCCCAGACUCAGCCAGCUCAGCAGGGUUUGUUUCAGUCCCAGGUGUCGUUGGGCUCCAUCCAGUCCAGCUCCAUCCCUCAGAACCAACAAGGAGCCAUCUUCCAGCCUCAGCAUUCGAUUGUUGCCAUCCAGAGCAGCCCUCCCUCUCAGGAGCAGCAGCAGCAGCAGCAGCAGAACAUGAUGUUCAGCAGUCAAAAUGCAAUGAGUACAAUGGCCCCCCAAAAGCAGAACAUGAUUUUCAAUCCGAACCCAAACCCAGUCACCAAUCAGGAGCAACAAGGCCAGUCCAUCUUUCAUCCACAGUCCAACAUGGCCUCGAUGAAUCAGGAGCAGCAGCCCAUGCAAUUCCAGAGUCAGAGCACAGUGUCUUCUCUCCAGAAUCCUGGCUCCAGCCAGGCUGAAGCACAGCAGCCAGCCAUCUUCCAUAACUCGCCCCAGAUUCAGCUGGUCCAAGGGUCCCCAAGUUCUCAAGAGCAGCAAGUCACCCUGUUCAUCUCCUCAGCUUCCAUGUCUGCCCUGCAGAACAGCAUGAGCCAGCCGGAGCUGCAGCAGUCCCCCAUGUACUCCUCCCAGAACAGCAUGGCAGGAAUGCCAGGCACUGCUUCUCCUCCCCAGCAGCAGGCUCCUCUGUUCCACAACACGGCAGGAGGGGCCAUCAACCAGCUGCAGAGCUCCCCUGCCCCGUCCCAGCAGACCUCGGGGAUAUUCCUGUUCGGCAUCCAGAACAAAAUUCCGUGGAGAAAAAAAAGCGGCGAUUUCCCAGAUCCUCUCAGACCUUCCAACUCUGGAUUAGGCUGCGUGGAACCAAUUGCUUCUGUGGAAAAGUGGCCUCUUUAAGAGCACAGCGUGGCCAGUGGCAGACCUGAGGCCAUGACCAUGGAGUGUGGGCUCCACAGUGCCAAUAAUGCUGAGGAGUUAUGCUUUGUGUUACUGGGGCGUGGGGUUGGGCUGUUACCAGGUUCAUGAACCUCAUUACAGUGGGGGCUCUUGGAAUUUAAAGCAUAUCUGGUCAGUUAUUAUUGUUGUUGGAAGGUAAUCCGUGUUACCACGUUUACUUUUUCCCUGCUGUUCCUUCCCCCCAUCCCUUUUUCCCUCGGGAAGCUCGUGCAGCAGGAGCAGCAGCUGCCUGUGCCCCGAGCCUGACUCAGCUGUCAGCCAGUGAAGGGAUCUCUCCAUUGACACGGAGUGGGAGAGCCAGGCCCACCCUUCAUCAAUUGGAAGUAUUGCUAACUGUAAUAACCAAGCAGAGAAUUGCUGCUGUAAAUAACCAGUUCCCAUCUGGGAAUGGGAUUAAACGGUUUUCCACAUCUGUGGAAGCUGGAGUUACGUGGAGCUGUACGUAGAGCAAGGGUUUGGUGGCUCUACAAAAUUGAAGAAAUGAAGGGGAACUUCCAGCUGAUCUUAAAAUCUUCUCUAAAACACCUUCAGCUUGAAAAGAACAUUCUGUGUGGCUGAGGAAGGGACUCCUCUGUGUCUCUCCUUCUGACUGAUGGCUUGGAGCUCUGUGAAGCCUCAUGAGCUGUUCCCAAACCAGCCUUCUCCCUUUUAUUCUUUCCAUGGUUUUCCUUCUCUCCCUCAGUUUUGUAUUUUGUUUUUUUUUAAAAAAGACAUAAAUAUCCUACUGGCUUUAAAGCUAAAGAAACAGCUUUUAGGAAUCCUUGGCAGUAAAUUGCUUAGUCAGUAGAAGCUUUGACAAAUAAUCAAGGAGUAAGGAGAGAGGAAGCAAUUUCUCCACCACCUUGUAAUUGCAGGAAUCCCCCUUAACCCGCCACUUCCAGCUGUGACUGAUGGAAAUCUUCAGCUUGGCUUUACUCCAAGUAGGGGGCAAAUUGUAUCAUUUUUAAGCCUUCUUAAAAGGUCACUUCAUCCCGAGCUGUUGCAUCCUUGUAGCACAUGGAGCUCAUCGCAGUUCUGAAGUGAUUUUUCCUUUUUCUACCACCGAGCCCCAAGUCUGGUUUCUAGAUUGUCAUGUUUAAUUAAGGAGUAAAUCAUCGACUGAUGUUACCGAAUGUAAAAACAACCCACUCCAGACCGUGCAGGUGUAUUGUGAGGCUUGUGGAUUUUUUGGGUGCUUCAACUCUCCAGACAGUGUGUGAUCUCUCACUGCGGCCUCGUGAGAUCCGUGUUCUCCCGCUCCCGCGGCGCCCGUUCCGCCUCGGUGGAGUGUAGCUGGUAUCACGUCAUUCUUCAUUUUUGUUAUUUGAAAUAACAAAGGAACAGUCUGUAAAUGGGUUUUUUUUUAAGUUCCUCGAGUCUGUUUACUGUGUGUUUUCCCCUUAACUCGUGUGCGUAGUUGAGCCGUGUAGAGUUCUCCUUGGUUUUCCUGGAUCUCCCCGUUUGUUGGUCUGUCCCACGUUCACUUUCUCUUUCUGUCUCUCUCUUUCUCUCUCUCAUUGAGAGGCAUUGAAUUACGUUUUCAGUAGUAAGGCUUCUUGCCGAUAUGAAGGGAACUUUUCAGAAAGAGACCUGCUCUGGGUCAUUUAAUUUUGAAUACAGUUUUCAAUCGUUCAAGUUUUGGAUGGUUUAUAUCUAAUGUGUGUUUCAUUUUUUUGGAAAGCUAUAUUUUGUAUUUAGGAAAUGGUAUAACUAUUUUGCUAUUUGUACUGAGUGAGUACAUUGGCAUAAAUAUAAAAAUUUAUAUAUAUACAUAUAUAUAAAAUAUUCUUUUUGCCACACAUUUUUGUGGUAAAUUUGUGAGUUUGUCUGAUGUUCUACCACAACGUGGCGUCUGAUAACAGUGGGGUGGGGUGGGGUUUGUUAUGUCUUUAUUGAGUAUUUAAGUACUUUUUGCAACAUAAAUAACGUGUUCAUCUCUCGCCAUUCCAUCAGGCAGUGUUGGUCCAGCUGGCCACGAGAAGCUUCGCUCUGUGUUUGGUGUGUCCCUCACUCACAGCCUAGCCAGGAAACCCAGAGGCAUUUAGGAUUAUAUAAAACAUGAAAUAUUGGGGUUUCCCUCAGAAUGAGCCAUUCAGCUUUUCUCCACUCUCGUUGCCUAUUUAAUAUUUUAUUAUUAGCGCCUCUGUGUUUUAACUCCUAAUUUAUGAUUAUGCUCAAACGUUGGAAAUUUUAAUCAGGACAGAAAGAAUUCCCCGCUGCAUCAUGUCCAGAGCUGCUUUAACCCCGACCCAGACUUCUUCUUUCUGUAUUUAAUUUUUUUUUUCCCCUGCUAAGACAAAACAUUACCAACAUCUUGUAACGGUUCGCAAGACGAAAGCAGCAGCCCCCAGCAGUGCCCAGCUGCUGCGUGGGGCUGCUCAGGCUGAGAACAAUGGACCCAACAACGUCCAGAGGGCCGUGGAAGUCCAUAGGCACUCGCUGGGAAAGGAACUGGUGGUGUUUGCAGGAUGUGUGUCCCAGGGUGAGCUGUUGGGACACGGAAGGAGUGACAGGAACGACGGAUCCGCUCGCGCGCUGCUUCGGUUUGCUCCUUGUUCCCAAGGGCUCCAUCCUUUUGUGGGUCAGUGCCAAGUCACCAGGGACCAAUUCUCCGUGGAACAGGAUGAGUGCCCAGAAGAGAACCUCAUCCCAAGCCUGCCACAGCUCCAGGGAAGGGUAUGUUUGAAUUGUGGGCGUGUUUGAGGUCACUCGUGAAGAGAAGAGGGAAAAAAACAUACACAAAAAACCAACCAAGGGCUGUGCUAUCCCAGUUUUCCCUUCUGGAAACACCUUCCUUUCCUCGUGUUAAAUUUUCCUGUUCAUUUUAGGUCAAUGUUUAAAUGUACAACACUUUGAACAUGUGAUUUGGUUCCAAGAAGUAUUUGUGUGACUGAAGAGGUCGCUC